AUGAAUAUUGUGAUUGCAGGAGAGUGGUGGAACGCUAACGUUAUUGAUGUGGAAAACCAAGGGUUAGCCAGCGGUGGUGCUCCUAACAUCUCCAAUGCUUUCACCAUUAAUGGCCGGCCGGGAGAUCUCUACCCGUGUUCUUCAUCUAAAACAUUUAAGAUUAAAGUUGUACAAGGAAAAACAUAUCUCCUACGUAUCGUCAAUGCUGCACUCAAUAAUCAAUUAUUCUUCAAGAUAGCCAACCACAAAAUGACAGUCGUCGCCGUUGACGCCUCCUACACUAACCCGUAUGUCACCGACAUUGUCGUAAUCGCCCCCGGCCAGACCACUGACGUCCUCUUAACCGCCGAUCAGCCACCGGCAUCUUACUACAUGGCAGCACAUCCCUAUGCCAGCGCAGCUGGGGUAUUGGUCGAUAACACGACCACCACCGGAAUAAUCGUCUAUGACGGCGCCACCUCGUCCAAACCCAUAAUGCCGGUGCUACCAGCCUUCAAUGACACCCCUACCGCCCACAAGUUCUACAGCAAUCUAACUGGGUUGGUUACUUCACCCUUCUGGAUCCCAGUGCCACUGAAAGUGGAUGAACCCAUGUUUAUCACUGUGGGCCUAGGCCUGGCUGCAUGUGGAGCAAAUGCCACUUGUGCAGGCCCACUUGGGCAAAGAUUGGCUGCGAGCAUGAACAAUGCAUCUUUCCAAUUCCCCACCAAGUUGUCAAUGUUACAAGCUUUUUUCAAUAACGUUGAUGGAAUCUACACCACUGAUUUUCCUAACCAACCACCAUUGGUAUUUGACUACACUAAUGCAAAUAACAGCUUCAAUCAGUCACUUGUGAUGACAACAAAGUCAACCAAAGUGAAGAAAGUUAAGUUCAAUUCAACGGUUGAGAUGGUGAUGCAGAACACAGCUUUGAUUGGUGUAGAAAACCACCCUAUACACUUGCAUGGAUUCAACUUCCAUGUGUUGGCUCAAGGGUUUGGCAACUUUGAUACCGUCAACGAUCGGAAAAAGUUUAAUCUUGUCAAUCCACAACAACGUAAUACAAUAGCUGUCCCGGUCGGAGGGUGGACAGUUGUUAGAUUUCAAGCUAACAAUCCAGGUGUUUGGCUUAUGCACUGUCACUUGGACGUGCACUUGCCAUGGGGACUCGCCACCUCCUUCGUUGUGGAGAAUGGGGGAACACCGUCGUCUACCCUACCUCCGCCUCCCCCAGAUCUACCCCAUUGCUAG
Molecule: messenger RNA, 1230 nt
Organism: Ilex paraguariensis (yerba mate)
Lineage: Eukaryota; Viridiplantae; Streptophyta; Magnoliopsida; Aquifoliales; Aquifoliaceae
Source: the annotation of a GenBank genome assembly